ACUUCCGGUCUUCCAGCUAAACAAGGAAGUCAAACCGACUCAUCAUGUCUUCUCAAUUUUCUUAACGCUCUUUUGCCCCAAUACCGCCUUUGUAGGUUUUGUAAGAAAACUGUUAGUAUCUGUCAAUAUGGCGAUAUCGACGUUUCAAAAGGUGACCCUCGCGACCUGCCUCGUGCUGUGCGUCGCACUGCUGCUUCCCAAGAUGCUGCUGUCCAGGGGGAGGAAGGAUGCUGCCGAGCGGCCGGAGGGUUCAGGUCGUUUUCCUCCCAUGAUGCACCGUCAGAUCGUUCCAGAGGCUCGAGGCCAGCGAGCAGCGGGGUCCGGCUUCUCCAGGGCCCAUAACCCUGAGGCCACAGCCAGGGCCAAAGGAGCAGGGACCGGAGCAGGGACCGGAGGCAAAUCCAACCUCGCAGGACAGAUCAUCCCUGUGUACGGCUUUGGGAUCUUACUCUACAUCCUUUACAUAUUAUUUAAGAUCACAUCUAAAGGCAGCAGCAAACCAGCAGAGGGAAGGUUUCCUCCGGUUCGCUCUGAAAACAUGAAGCGAAAGAUCACUGACUUCGAGCUGGCCCAGCUGCAGGAGAGGCUGAGAGAGACGGAGCUCGUGAUGGAGAAAAUCGUUUCCAGUGCCCACCACCAACCUGACAGGCUGAAGGGAGUGACUGCAGACCAGGAGGAGAACCUCCUGCAGCAGCUGACAGAGAUAACUCGGGUCAUGCAGGAAGGCCAGCUGGUGGAGGGAAUCGUACCAGAGAAGAAGACCCAGAAAGACUGGGAGGAAUACCCUGAGGAACUCCAUCCCUGCUGGGAGCAGACCCACUGCUGCUGUCAGCACAGCCCAACAGAGGCAGAUCAGGAGGAAAGAAGCGAAACAGACUGGGACAAGCAGACAGGAAACCUCCCCGAUGACGCCGCAGGUGCAGAAGAGGCUCAGGGAGCAGACCCGAGCACAGAAGCGGUCUCAGCGACCGACACAGGUGGGACUCCAGAGAGAGGGGUUGUGUUCGAGCACGAGGAGGAAGCCCGGAUCAGCGUGACGGGCUUCCAGGAGGAGCGACAAGAUGAGACCCUGAAGGAGGCGGAGCUUGUGCCGGAGCGGCAGACGUCAGGAGAGUGGGUCCGACCAGCAGCAACAGAAACAUCCUGCAGCUCAGUCAGACAGAGGAAGAGGAGGAGAGCGAAGAAAGCGGCACACUGACUCCACGGACAGGCCUGUUGGGUGGGGCGCAGCGUUCUCUAAUCUGUUCUUCCAGCAGCACGAAAAACUGGUGAUAGCAUGAAAAUAAAUCACCAGUAAUCUUUUACUGAACUGUGUGCAGCGUAGCUGUAAAUCACUCAUAUUUUAUUCCAGUGUGAGAGCAGCAUUUUAACUAUUUAUUCAAUAAAAUAAUCCAAUGAUGUAGAA
Austrofundulus limnaeus is the source of this 1405-nucleotide messenger RNA. It is a transcript of the gene ric3b, whose product is annotated as RIC3 acetylcholine receptor chaperone b. The record is from RefSeq and is a predicted model, not a curated record. Gene Ontology annotation, cellular component: neuronal cell body; intracellular membrane-bounded organelle; neuron projection. The coding region runs from base 128 to 1198 and encodes 356 amino acids. Gene Ontology annotation, biological process: protein localization to cell surface; synaptic transmission, cholinergic. The transcript is spliced from 6 exons. Lineage: Eukaryota; Metazoa; Chordata; Actinopteri; Cyprinodontiformes; Rivulidae.